CAGGCAGAGUGCAGGAAAACACCAGGGGAAACACAAUCACACGCAUAAACAAGGAGAAAUAAAACAGGACACUCACCGUCAGCCGGGCUGCCACCACAACACAAGUACUGUACAAACCUGAGCGGAUCGACGGAGGAAAUAAUCAGCAGGCUGAUCCAGAAUGAAAAGACUCAUCAGCUGCAGUCUGAAACUGAUCAGCUGAGAAGGAGCUGCAGCUCAACAUCCUGCUGCACUUUACUGAGGAGGAAGAAGAACCUGUGACAGGACAACAUUUUACUGCUUUGUGUACUUUUACUACCUUCAGGUGGAAGCAGCAGCUGAAUGCAGUAGACAGUGAGAGUCUGUAGGGGGCGCUGCCGGGCUGCCGAGGAGCCGCUGAGCCAGCAGGGAGUCCGGGGGAGGAGAGAGGAGGGAGGAGGAGGAGUAACCGGACACCGACUCACGGAGCGGCUCCUGGCCGGUCACAGCGCAUCGGAGCCCGGCGGCAGCAGCACCGAGCAGCGGCUCGACGAGCAGAGUGAGACCGAGGAGCAGCAGCUGAGGAGCGGCGGCGUGAGGCGGAGGCUCCGGUCCUCCCUGCCGGACUUUAACGCUUCUUCAGCCGCUUUAUCUGCCGCUCUGUGGGGGGAUAACGGAGUUACCGUGAAAGUGGACGAAGUACCGCCGGUACUCCUCCGCCGGCAGCCUGACAGCCGCCAGCAUGAAGAAAAACAACUCCGGGAAACGGGGCCCGCAGGACGCGGCGCAGCAUCACGUUCAGCCCGAUAAGGUCGGCUGGAUCCGGAAGUUCUGUGGGAAAGGGAUCUUCAGAGAGAUCUGGAAGAACCGGUUUGUGGUUCUGAGGGGAGAUCAGCUGUUCAUCUGUGAGAAAGAGGUGAAGGAGCUGGGUCGGGCUGACGAGGUUCUGGACCUGUCGGACUAUGAACGCUGCGAGGAGAUCAGGAAGAACAAGAGUCGCAGCAAAAAGAACCACAGCAAGUUCAGACUGCAGCGCUGCAGCACGCCGGGGAACACGGUCCCGAACCUGGUCUUCCUGGCUGUGAGUCCGGAGGAGAAAGAGUCCUGGAUCAACGUCCUGAAUGCCGCCGUCACGCGAGCCAAAAACAGGAUCCUGGAUGAGGUGAUCGUGGACGACUCGCAGCUGUCUCACCUGACUCGAGACCGAGUGAAGAUUCCUCACAACCGCCGACUGCCGACCAGAGGUCACCUGCUGGCUGUGGCCUCCACCUCCUCCUCAGACGGGAUGCUGACCCUGGAUCUGAUCCAGGAGGAGGAGGCUUUGUCUCCUCAGGGAGCCGACGGCUGCGACACCUUCAGGGUCGACGUGGACAAAUCUCACAAGUCCCACCUCGGCCAGGACUGUGCCAGGUCAAAAACUGAUGGCGAUCUCUCUGCCAGAACCGCCGAGGCUUCUGGGAAAUCCCAGAGCCUUCCACGUGAGGUGGCGGUGGUGUGGGAGCACACGGGGCCCGCCCAAACCCCCCAGGGUGGAAAACGCCUGACGACUGCAGAGAAAAACCGCUGCGCCUCGAUGGACGAGAUCCUGACGCACUCAGAUUCUAAAGCUGCGAAGAACAAGACGUUGUCCUGUUCACCAGCGUCCACGCCAAGCGGCACGAUGGCGCCAGUCAGCCAGCUGCAGGAGCUGAUCAGCCAGAAGCUGGAGAAGACGGAGCGGCUGCUGAGGGAGGUGCGGGGGGAGGCCGGGGAGCGAGGGAAGAUGAAGGGAAAGGAGUCGGCUGAAGGAGCGCGAGCUGAAGCCGAGAGACUCCUGAAGGAGGCGGUGGCGGCCUGGAGCCAGGCACAGGAAGUGCUGGAGGAGGUGAAGGAGCUGAGGGCAUUGUACCGACAACUGGACUCCUCCUCCUCCCCCAUCACCCCCUCCAACAGCACCAAACUAAACCCAGACUGCAAGAGCCCGAAGUGAGCCGCACGGUACUGAGUCGUUCUGGUAGGAACUGGUUUCGACCGCUCCAGUCCAGGUAACGCCACGACGCUGAACGCAGCGUCUGCUUCUGUUUGUCGGACUUGAGACGAAGCUGCUGGAUCAACCACUUUUAAAUUAUUUGGAAAAAUCAGGAGGGCCAGUCGGGAGGAACAAGCCCAGUCCGGCUGAAUGACUCCGUGCACAAAGUAAACAUCUUCCUCACAAAACCACAGUAGCAUAAAUUUAAUUUUAACGUCCUUAAACACUUUUCCAGGUUUUGAAAAUCCCAUAAAGUCUCUUUUUUUUUGCACAAAUAAAAACAAGGUACCUUUAAAAACAAAACUUGUCAAAGUGAACGAAAAUGUGCCAAGACGAGAGUUCAGAGACGAGGAGAAACUCUGCGGGUACUUGAUCAUGUCACUUCUGUUCACAUCCAUCACUUUGGAUCCUUUUUAUUUUGCUUUUUGAAUAAUUUAACAACACCUGUUGGAGAAGUUCUAAACAGGAUGAAGGUUUCUGCAGCUGGACAUGAAGAUGAGACAGCUGCCGAAGGAGGAUGAAUAUUGUAUGAAGGUGAAUUAAAAUAACUUUGGUGAAUACCAAUUUAGCCUAUGUUAGCAUACUAACAUGCUGAGUUUAGCAUUGUCAUAGUGAGCAAGUUAACACGCUAGCGUUAGCACCACCGUGUCUCAGUACAGAGCUGCUAGCAGGGUUUCAUUCUUCACAAGUUAUUCUGUUACUUUUCACGUGAGAGUUUUUUGCUCGAACUCAUGGUGUUUUACGUCGUAAGAAACUAGUUUGUUUGGAGCCGACUGAGACCUUAAAACCUACACAGCUGGGAAACCCAACCACUAUGCACGCAGAGCGCAGACCCUGCAGCAGGAGACUGUCUGCAGCAGGUUCACCUCCUUCUGAAUGUGAAUGUUUUCUGAAACACCAGAGGCGACGACGAAUCAACAGCCUCCAGUCGCAGCUGGAAACUCAGAGACUCAGGAAUGUUUAAGAAGAACUGGACUGAUUCUCACAAUGUUUGAGUCCAACCCUCAAAAAAACUGAAACAUCAGAUCUCAGUCUUUGACUGAGCGUCUCGACAGAUCAGGACCAGCUGCAUCAAAGCCUGAUUUAUACUACUGCGUCGAAUCUACGCCGUAGCCUGAGGCUCUAGCGUGACUUGCACCUCCCUAAAAAUGUAACUACAUGUCGAGGCGACGCACACCACAAGAACUGUGAUUGGUCGGCUUGGUAGCAUUUCUCCCAAGCCCACAAGAAAUUUGAUCCGUCUUUAACAUUUAAAAAGUCUAGAAGAGCCACACGAUUAUCAUUAAGUUAGCGAAAGGCUGAAACAGAAGUUAGCCUGCUCGGCCAGCAAAAGUCUACACAGUGGCAGAAUAACGCUACUGCCAACUAGUGUUUUGGUGGUGUAAUGGCAGAGUGAUGCAGGCACCGACACACGUCUAAAUGCGUGGCUACGUGCGUAGCUUACGCUGCGGGCUACGGCGUUGACUCGACGCAGAAGUUUAAAUCAGGCUAACAAAUCUAACAGCUCAAGAAAAAGUAAAUCUAAAACUAAAGAACAAGUCAAACUAAAACUAUGAUUAAAAGACAUAAUAUCAAAUUAGAAUAACAAAUGAUGAACAUAAGAAAAACAGCUAAUAAGCUAACAAGCACAAUAGCUGUGCAGUUAACAACUGCACGCAAGCUAACUGAUUUUAGCUGACUCAUCACAGACAAAUUCACACCUGUCGGCUGUUUUGCAGUCCUUCUCACCAUGAACCUCUGUAGCCGAUGAGCUAAUCAAGCUAAUUAGCUGGCAUUAGCUAACUUAUGCUGAGAUGUACAAGAAACAGGGAUGAUGCUUGAUACCAGCUAGCUAGGUCUGUCAAUUAAUCUGCAAGUAUUUUCCCAAUAAACUGAUGAAUCAUUUAGUUUGAAAUUAAAAUUGUGAAACCCACGGUCACAUCAACACAACAAGUUUUUGUUUUACUGAUCAUUUAACCCUGAACCCUGGAUAGCUAUAACAUUUAACUAGCUAAGAGGCGGUACCUUGUUGUUAGCAUCUGAACAUCAGGAGGUGAGACCGACUGGGAUCCAGCUGAGAGUGAAGUGAGACCAAGCUUGGGAAAAAAACACGUUGAUAAAUUAGAAGCAACAUGUUAGCUUUGUAACUAACAUCGGCUAGCAAGCUAAUUUUAGCCGACUCAUCAUGGACACAUCCAGUCUCGGUGGUUGUUUAAUAAAGCAGUUUUCAAAACCCUGAACCCAAGAAGCCGAUAAGCUAAUGUUAGCUUGCUAAUGUUAACGUAGCAUUAUGGCUAUGGUUUUAUAAAUGUAGUGAACAUGUACUAAGCUAAUGCUAAACUGUUUAGGGCAGCAACUAACAAUUAAAGGUUAAUACCUCAACGUUUUGAUUCUUAAAAUGCUUUUUAACGCAUCAUUUAACCACAAGUACUUUAAUUUGAUAAUUUCUAACAUUUAAUUCAUAUUUUUCUUCCAAAAGGUCCCGAUCAUGUUGAGACGAACGGUCAUGAAUCAUUUCACAGUGACACUGAAGAUAAAAGACAUAAAUGUUGUGUAACUUGAUGAAAUGAACUGGAAAACACGACUAAAUGUUUUAUUAGCUCUCUGAGCAGGUCACAUGACUGUUUAACUGGAAUCUAACGUUUGCACUGAAACUCAACCGCAUACAAUCAGAGUUUUACUGGGAAAAGUUUAUUUUUUUAAACAAGUUUCUGACUUUUGUAGUUUGUUAAAGCUUCCUGGAGUUUAACGGGUUCUUGUUGGUAAAUGAAGUAUAAAAAAGGUGAAGGACGUCGCAUUGAAGACGAUGUCAAGGGACAAAAAACCCUCAUCUUUAUCUGGUUUUAUUGAUUCCACCACAGAUUCAAGAACUCAAUUUGAAUUUUGGACCGAAAAUAGGUUUUUAAAGUCUGUAAACUGAGAAGUGUUUCUGUAAAUUAACAUUUUAAAGUUGAAUAACUAACAGAAUGUCCUCCUGUUUCUGCUGUUUGAAAAGUUAAAAAGUCCCUGUGGAGUUCCUGUUAGAGCAGCAGUUCUUUAAUGAUGAAGGAAACAAACCGAACAUGUUUGCUAGAAGAGAAACUCUGAAUGUAAACAGAAAUUUCACAGGAGCUUUAACGCAGCUCAAUAUUUAGUGAUGCUCGCCGUUUCUUCCUGUUCUUAUCGUUUGAUCUUCCCUGUUUGUGUGAUUAUUAAAUCUUGUUUCUGUGUCACCGAGCAGCAGCUGUAGCCUUAAACCCAGAGGGGAUGAUGGGAGAUGUAGUCCAGUAGUGAUGUAAGCUGAUGCUGAGUUGUGAUCAGUUCAUGUGCUAAAAUAAAACCUGUAAACUGAA
Molecule: messenger RNA, 5277 nt
Organism: Micropterus dolomieu (smallmouth bass)
Lineage: Eukaryota; Metazoa; Chordata; Actinopteri; Centrarchiformes; Centrarchidae
Gene: plekho1b
Product: pleckstrin homology domain containing, family O member 1b
Exons: 8
Coding region: 701-1927 (408 amino acids)
Biological process (GO): regulation of myoblast fusion
Cellular component (GO): muscle cell projection membrane; ruffle membrane
Source: RefSeq, a predicted model, not a curated record